Thelazia callipaeda (thelaziosis nematode) is the source of this 8037-nucleotide messenger RNA. The record is from the annotation of a GenBank genome assembly. Lineage: Eukaryota; Metazoa; Nematoda; Chromadorea; Rhabditida; Thelaziidae.
AUGAAAGAAGAUCGAGACUUGGGGAAAAAAGCGCUGGUUCUACGUCGCAGUGAUCCAAACGUUAUCGACUCGAUUGUAGCGGGAGAGUUACCGUGGGGUUCAUUGAAAUUGGUGCCAGCAAGCAGCGUUGAUUAUACAGUUCCCCCAGGACAUUUUGCUGUGAAGUCGUUAUUGCAGGAAUUAUUUUCUGUUUUUGAUCGUAAAAUCAAUUUUGUCGAAGAUAGUGACGGGGAACGUAAUGUUAGCCGAACCAUUCAACUCGUAGAUGAUAGCUAUGUGGAAAAUCUUCUACGAGUAUUAAAUACGCUGUGUGAACAUUGCCUACCUUCUGUUCUUUCGACAUUGAUUCACUGGUAUGAAAGAUGGUUAAAAAGUUUUAAAGAGAUCAGUGAGAAAACUACGAAAUCAGAUGAACAACGUUUAACAAUCAACUAUUUGUUUUGCACCGUAUUAAUUGAAAUUUUGCCACAACUACACUUUUUUCCAACAGUUUGCGAGAAUUCUGUUUCAUAUAUUGUGGCUUUGGCGUUUGAAGAAGUUGCAUAUUGUGAACCAUCGGUGUAUGGCCCAAAUUACAAUAAUUACUUGUUAGUUGCCGAACGUUAUGCAGAAGUUCUUGGUGUUUUAUCUCAAACACAUGCCGUUUUAAUACAGCAAAAAUUUCUUAGCAUAUUAGAUGAAUUGCGAAAAGAAAAUCCAAUGACACCAUUUGGUAUGAACUGUAUAAUCGCACUAUUAAUGGCUAUGAAGUGCUAUAGAAUAAAGACCAGUGAUGUAGAUGAGUUCGAAGUUGGCAUACGUUUUUUGAAUGAACUUGGACAGUACUAUUUGGAUAUCAAGCAAAAAGACAUUAAGCAUGCUGUUGCCGGUUUAUUAGUCGAAAUACUACUUCCAGUCGCUGCUCAAAUCAAGACAGAGGCCAACAUACCAGCUGUGAUAUCAUUUGUUGACAAGCUGUAUGCACCUACUUUGGAACUCGUGAAUAAAAAGCGCGACAAAAUGGCAGCAUACCCGUUAUUAACUUGCCUACUAUGUAUUAGUCAAAGCAAAUUUUUUCUAAUGAAUUGGGCUCAGUUUUUGAACUCUACUUUGGCGAGCUUGAAAAAUAAAGAUCCGAAGGUAUCGAGAAUUGCUCUAGAAUCUCUGUAUCGCCUUCUCUGGGUAUACGUAAUACGUAACAAUUGCGAAGGUAAUACUGCAACACGUAAUCGACUUGAGUCCAUUUGCAAUUCAUUAUUUCCUAAAGGUAAUCGAGCAGUUGUGCCUCGUGAUGCCCCACUUAAUAUUUUCGUUAAAAUCAUUCAUUUCAUCGCACAGCAAAAGCUUGACUUCGCAUUCAAAGAAAUAAUAUUUGAUUUACUGGGUUGUAAUCGAGCACAUAGCCUAUUAAAAAGUUCAAUUUAUCCUGAGCGUAUGAACAUUGGUGUACGGGCUUUAAUGGUCAUUGCAAAUAGUUUGCAGCAGAAAGAAGGACCACCUGAUAUGCCACCUUCGAUAACUGUAAGUUCAUCACAACGAUUAAAAAAAACAUACAUAUCUCGUCCUUUAACACCAGAAAUUGCUCGAUCUAUAGGCAUUGAGUUAUAUUAUUCACCAUGUAGACGAGCUUUUGAUGCAAUUCUCAGAGCUCUUGACUCACAAGUAGGGAAGCCAUUAAUGAUGACGGCUGCUCAUACUCGAGGAAAGGAACCGGAAGAACUUUUAACAGGUGAUGUUAAGCCGAAAUUAGAUUUAUAUCGGACGUGUAUCGCUGCAAUUCCCCGUCUUCUUCCUGACUCAAUGGCUCAUUCUGAACUUGUGGAAUUAUUAGUGCGAAUGAACGUUCAUAUUGAUGAAGAACUACAAGUACACGCCGCACAAACGCUACAAACACUUAUGAGUGAAUGUGCAGAGUGGCGUGAAGAUAUUAUUCACUCUUUUCUCAAUUACAUGACUCAUCAGUUUUCUGACACAUAUCCGCUUUUAUUAGAUUCGUUUUUACGACUUUUGUAUCAGCUAUUAUUUACCUGGAAAACAGCAGCGAAUAUGGAAAAGAAACGGGAAGUCGAUGGUAAUUUUGAUCGGGACAGCAGUUUUUCAAAUCCGUUAAGAAUGCAGAUAUCACCCAUGUUGACCAAUUCAGUUGCCAUCGCUCUACAUGCAGUAGAAGGUUUUGCUCUUGCUAUGAUGUGCCAGCAUAGAACUCAGUCCAGGAAGCUAGCAAUAAAUAUUUUGAAAGAGGUGCGACAUUUGCUAACGCUUGUUACAUCACAGCAGCAUGAUACUCCCGUUAUCGAAGUAUUAGAUAAUGCGACAUCAUAUGUAGUCAAUAAAUACAUCGAGCAUGUACCAUUGUGUGAAAGGCAGUCAUGGAAUCAUGAUUUUUCAUCAGCGUCAGAUAAAAUAGCAUCGAUUGAAACAGACAGUUGCUUGGUUAACAGUGAUAAGGGUAAUGAAUAUUUCCGAUGGGAUGCCUGGGCUUCAGCACUUUCUGGUUAUUGUGAACAUCGUUUCCUUUUAACUCAGUGUCCGACAGCUGUUUUCUAUGCUUGGCCAGUUGUACAAAUUCGAUUGAACGCAUGCGCUAAUUUUGUAGAUCCCAAUAAUCCACAAAAUGAGAAUCGGGCAUCGCUAUUACGAACAUCUAAAAGCAAGGCAACAGCCUCACCAUUAUGUGGCGAGUCUCUGGAUCAGGAUAGUUAUUUGUCAUUGUGGCAGAAAUACUUGGUAAUGGCUUGUGCGUUGACGCCGCCUCAUAAUGAUUAUGGGACCAGUUAUAGUAGAGGGUUUUCACCCACUUCAUCAAUAGAUAACGAUGUUUUUCGCUCACUUGCAUCAUCUGUACGCGCCCCACGAACCUCUGCUGUUAUCAAUGCUACAUUUUUUCAAAAAGCUGUAGCUAUGUUACGAUGGGAACAUAUGACUGACAUGCGUGAUAGUGUUGUAUUGGGUGUUGGUUCAACAAAUCCUGUAGCAUUUGAAGCUCUUCUCGAUGAAAUGAAAGGAAUACUGCGAGAAGUAAUGGAUAGGAAAACAGAUAACAACGCACGUAGAAAAAAGCGAAAAGACUUGUUACGAUUACAAAUUAUAAGGAUUCUUCAGGUUUCUGUAUUUCGAGGAGUCCUUCAAUGUUCUGGUUGCAUUGACGUUGAAAGCGGUCUUUGUUCCGUUCUUGUUGAGUUUUUUGAUUCAAUGCGUCAAAGUUUAGAAUCUGAUCAGGAUCGCGAUGUGUUGUUGCUAACGAACUUAAGAUUGCAUUUUGCUAAAACUGUGGCCAUGAUAAUAAACAGUAUUGCUCCUGAUAAGCGUCGGAACUUGUUGGGAAAUAACUUGAAGCAAAACUUAUUUUUCUUAUUCACCUCAUGGUGUAGCAGAAGCAUAGCUUCAUCUGAUAAAAGACGUGAUGGAGAUAUUGGAACUUACGUUGAACAACGUGCAGUUGAAGCUAUGUGUGCUUUAUUAUGUUGCGGGCCAAUAUUUGAACCAAUUAAAGCUAUUGGAGAAGACGGUUAUUUGUAUGGAUGGCUUGAAGCUUUACUCGAUUCAAAUAAUCCAGUGCUUGAGAAAUUAGUAGAAUCAACUUUAUGUACAAUGCUUGAUUUGAAUGAUGAAACAUCACAACUUUUGGAAUGGACAAUCAAUGUGUGUUACUCUAAACCCCCAUUUGUUGCUGCGAAAAGUUUUCAUUCAUUGGUAAUGCUUUUUUCUAGAAGAGAAUACCCUUGUGAGUUCGAUUCGUUAUUCGUCUUGUGUCAAAUGUUAAUAGCUGAUAGCGAUACACGUGUUUCUGAGCCAGCAGUGGAGUUGCUUCAUCUUCUCCGUCGACAGUUUCUUGAUGAUUCACUUACUGUGCCUAAUCUCACUAAUUUCUGUAAUUUUUCUUCAAGCCAAAUUGAAAUUUGUCGUUUAUUGGCAAAAACGUAUCCAAAAAUAACCAUGUCUGUUUUUUCAGAAGUUUGUUUUCGUGUUGAAAAUGGUAAAUGCAAUAGGCGAAUAGCAAUAUUGUCUUUGCUUACCGCUUGGUUAGAAAAUAUUCAGUUUGUGGAUCCUCAUGUGAAUCAUGAAAGUAAUAUGAAGGACAGUGGUGGGAUGAAGGCAGGAUGGGGUUCAGCUGAAGCGACCCAACUUAUAUUGAACAAUCUUCUUUAUAUAACUGUAAUAUUAUCUGCCGAACAUACGAAAGAAAUUUCACUACUUUGGAAUGCACUCGCUACUUCGCAUCCUGGAAAUUUGCGUAUAAUUGUCAAUUAUUUAUUUGUGAUGGUAUCACUAUCACCAGAUAUAUUGCUGCCUCACACAAAACGUGUAUGUUGUAUGUUAAUGGAAUCAAGUGCAUAUAAUUUGCUAAAAAUUUUGAUGGAUCACAUGGAUUAUGUGAAUGAGCAGUUCAAGCCAGAUUUGGAGCGUUGUGAGAUGCCACCAUUUUAUCGGCUUCAAAAAAAUGUAGGAGCAGGAGAUGAAAAGCGCUCAGAUUCAGACUUGAGUAACUCUAAAGAAGAAUCUGAUACCUCUGUCGUAGAAUUGGUGCCAAUUAGUCCAGUAAAGAUCACUGCAGUAGAGGAUACUACUAGUUUGAUUCAAGACUUACCAAUGCCUGCAUAUGGAGGGCACUAUUCUAUGUUAUCAUCUUUUCUACCUCCUACUACCCAACCUGUACUAUUAUUCACCAGAAGUAAUUUAUCAUUGCUCCAUAUCAGUGAUUUGCUUCGGUGUACUUCGUCGAUACAGUGGUGUGAUUACUUACCACUCUUGUUACAUAUCGCUGUUCUGGGACUAGAUUCAUUGCGACCACCGAUAUGUCAUCAUGCAAGGCAGACUAUCAUCAAUAUUGUCUUACUGCAUGCUGGAGAAAUGGUUUCAGCAUCUCAAAUAUCAAAUAUUUUACUUAACAAUCAGAUAAAUAUAGUGGAUCAAGUAGCUACUAUAUCAAGUACUGAUGAUAGUCGUACAGACAUACCUCGAGGUGACACACCCACUUUUUCGAGAAUGAAGUGCAUCGAGUAUGAACAGAUGCUGCUCAAUAGUAAUUCGUCUUUCAGCGCAUCGGAUUUGGUUCAAGCAAUUAUAUGUUGUUUGUCGGAAAAGAUGGAUAAGCCUGUUUGGGCUAAUGAAGACGUAACACCACGACAGUGGCGAAUUGAAAGUGCAUUACAACUUGGAAAUAUGGUUAAUCAUCUAACGGAACUUUUGGUUGAGACUAUUCCAGGUUUAGCAACGACUUGGUUCCAGCUAGCAAUGGGAAUGGCAUUGUCAAUAUCAAACCGGCAUAUUGCGGGUCGUUGCUUCCAGAUAAGCUCAGCUCUCUGUCAGUCACUGGCACCAUGGAUCCCAAAUAUUUUGUCACGUUUGGCAGAAACUGUUUGUGAACAGCAUGAAGAUACUCAGUCAUACGUAACAGAUAUAAUGCUUUGUCUCCAAACGGCUGCAUCUCAUUUGACUAUGAUGUCUCAGCCAUCAAAAAUUUCACAGUCACCCACUCAUGCACGCUCCACGUCAUAUACUCCCGCGGUAUUACGACAGACGGCAAAUGUAGCUGCUGCUCCUUUGUCAACUCGUGAAUAUGCUCGACAUUCAGUUUUGGUAUGUGGUGACCGUGAAAUUUUGUCAGGUUUAAGUCGCAGUAAAAGUACAACAGCUUUGAAAAGUGAGGAUAUGGUUGUUGGAGAAGAAGAUUUCUCCACUCUUUCUCGACUACUACUUAUAGCUGUGGCAAUGCUUGAAUCCAAUUCAGAUAACGAAUAUUUACUUGCUCUUCAUUUAUUAGAUAAGAUAUUUGAUGCAACAACUUUUGAUAAGUCGUUAUGCUUACAACGUUUAUCAAAGACAGUUUCACAGUUGGACUGGAAAAAUUUCAAUGGUAUUAUUGGCCUUAUUAUGAAAGGAACAACGAUACAAGCAAGCUAUGAAUUAUCAUUAUCAUUACUGUUAAAGUGUUUGGAAGUAAUAGACGAACCAGCUAUGGGACCGUGUAGUUUAAUAUCAUUACUAAUUACUUCAUCCAUGCCAUUACUUAUGCUUAAUUUUGAGAUACCAACAUCACUCUGCGUAUCGAUCACUAAAAAAUUGAAUGAAUUUCUGUCAGAGCGAAUAACCGAGACAGAAGAACAAUCGCUCGAUAAUCCUUUGUCACAUUUAUCAGCCAUGAUGUACAAAUAUGCGGAGCGUUGUUUUCCGCGUGAUCGUUUCCAGUGGGCAAAAUGUGUUUUCAAAUAUAUGCACGAUGGCUUAGUACAAGAUCAUACUUUACCUUUCAUUCUUCUGGCCGAGAUGCUGGAAAGAAGUGUAGCAUCAAUGCAUCCGUAUAUACUUCACUGCAUUUACCUUUUGGCUGGUACUGGGGAUAUAUCACAGUGUUCACCUUUAUCUCUCAAUGCUCAAGUCAUACGAGUAGUAUCCAAGCAUGUACAGGGACCAAACUGGAAAGAAGCUUCGAAGAUUUUAAAGGCUUUUGUGCAUUAUGACAGUAUUGCUAUCGAUGGCCAUAUUUCGGAUGAACCAGAAGCAGAUGAGGUUGCGCGACCAGAAGGGCUUCAGUUGGAAGUCCCUCUUCGAGGUGUGUUAUCUUCAGUAGCGCACAGAAGUAUACCCGAAACAUCAUCACUUCGUAAACAAACCAAAGUAAAGGAACGUUUGAUCAGUUUACUGAAUGCUUCGGGACUUCGUAUUGGCUUACCAAAAAGUACUUCUAUAAUUUUUUCGCAGUCUUUGCAUGAUGUUUCAUGUAAACCAACAAAUUCUAAUUCCACUUCAACAGAAAAAAUAUCACUCUCACAUGCUGGGGAUGUUGAAUCGGCUUCGUCACUUGUAGCAGAUCCGUCGGUUACUGAUUCUUUUCCUCGAGUAUUCCGAGAAUUCGAUUUUCUGGAAACAGAGCAUGAUACGUUAUCGGAAUCAACAGAAUCUUGUUUCAAUUGGCUUUCAACAAUGCGUCCACGCUCUAUAAGCAAAGUUGAUAUUGAUGUUGAGGAGCAGUAUCAAGAUGAUGAGUGCACCGAAAUAGUGGAAAACCUUCGUCCAAGCUCAGCAGCUUCUGAUUCACUCGAAGUGUCAAGUGAACGGACACCGCUUCAGUCAGGAGCUCGUAGCGAAACAGUUUCUGAAGACGAAAGUUGCGACGAAGAAUUAGAAGAGGAUGAAUUUGUGGUUGAUGACGAGAAACUUCGUGUAGCUGAUGUAUCGUCUUUGGCAGAAUCUAUACGUUGUAGCCAUUCAGCUGUUUCAGAGAAAUCUCCAGCAGCACCAUUACUUCCAUUGUUUUUACAAUGUAUUCAUCACGCCUCAGCUCAAGGUGAACAUCAGUGGCUUUCAAGCUUCAUGGACAUGAGUGCUGAUGAAACUGGCAAUCUGACAGCGCACGUAACUUUACUUUUCAGUCAGUUAUAUCGCGAGUGUUGCUUGAAACUAUCUGUUAUAUUACGGGACGCAUCUCAAGUACUUUCGUUAUCACAUCGGGAUAUUUCUGCUCAGUUCAGCGAUGCGUUGGAUCUCGUGCUAAAAAUAUCUGAUUGUCCAUUUCUGUUCGUUACUGCGCAACAUCUACGUAUUAGUGAAACAUUGUCGGAGCAGAAAUGCGUUUUACUAGAACUGCAUGAGCAUUACGAGACAUUCGUGGAACGGAAAGAGCAAUGCAUUCGAGCUUUGAAUGCAAUAAAAGCGACAAUGAAAUUAGCUUUAAUUGGUGGAUCAUCAUCAUCAGUUAGUUCAAAUCAGUACUUGGAAUUAUGCCGAUCUGUGCAUAAGUUAUUUUUCCAGCUCUUAUUAAUCACUGAUAAAUUUGAUUCUAUGAUAAAAGGUAUUGCGAAUGCUUCUGAUGUUAAGGAUACUGAUAUGUCUUCCGAAGUGUUAUGCUUGCAUCGGUGUUUACUGGCGAGUAUUCCAGAUUCGGUUCACAACAUGGAAAAAAGUAUUUCUAGUGUUACUCUAGAAUCUAAUAUGGAUACUUUACUAGUAUUACUACAAAAAAAACAGUACAAAAAUGCUCUACACAUACUUCGGCAACUCAGGAAGGAAUAUGGUUUUUUGGUUUUGAGAUGUGGAAGCAGUAGAAGUUUCUAUUAG